CUUACCCUCUUUACAAGGCACAUCCUCAGAGCACACCAUUAGAAACCACCACUGCCACCACCAGCACCACCCACACUGUCCAACCAGCACUCAGCUCCAACACUGCCCCAGGACUGCAGGAUGAGGAUCUGGUCAAGGGCCCAGUGUGGGGAAAGCAGUCUGGUGCUGCUUGGUCUUGUAACAUUGGCUUUCUCUCUGGGAAAUCUCUCAAGCAGAGGACAGGAAGAGGGUGUUGCCUCAAAUAGUCUAGAGGACGGGCUGGAGGUGAUCACAUACUGGUGGGGAGAAUGGACAAAAUGGACAGCUUGCACACGGAUCUGUGGAGGAGGUGUCAUGUCACAGGAGAGACACUGUCUUAAGCAAAGAAAGAAAACAACAACUGGUAAGGACAACAUGACGUGCUCAGGCAAUGCAAAAAAGUAUCAUCUCUGCAAUACAAAGGAAUGUCCUGCUACAGGGAGAAGCUUUAGAGAAGAACAGUGCUGGUCAUUCAAUUCUCAGGUUUACAAUGGAAAAUAUUACCACUGGAAACCUCUAUAUCCCGAUGACUACGUUCAUAUCUCCAGUAAUCCAUGCGACCUGCACUGCACCACCUCUGAUGGCCAAAGACAGCUGAUGGUACCUGCACGUGAUGGAACAUCCUGCAAGUACAGCAACUUCAGGGGAGUGUGUGUGAAUGGGAGGUGUGAACCUAUUGGAUGUGAUGGUGUCCUCUUCUCCCCUAACACUCUGGAUAAGUGCGGUGUUUGUCAGGGAGAUGGGAGCAGCUGCAGCCGUGUUACCGGGAACUUUCGUCGUGGGGCUUCUAGUCUGGGCUAUUCUUUCAUAACACAAAUCCCAGAAGGAUCAUGGGACAUCCAGAUUAUAGAGAGAAAGAAGUCUGCAGAUAUACUGGACAUACUUUGUUAUUUUCCAGCGGUGACUGACCAAGCAGGGAACUUUUUCUUCAAUGGUGCCUAUAAAGUGGACACCCCUCAGAACUUCCAUGCAGCAGGGACCAUUUUCAAGUACCGGCGGCCUACAGAUGUGUAUGAGACGGGAAUCGAGUACAUCGUGGCAAAAGGGCCCAUCGAUCAGCCCAUCAAUGUUCUGGUCUGGAACCAAAAUGGCCAUAAUCCUUACAUCACCUAUGAGUACACAGUGAUGCGGGACUCACUUCCUUCAGUCUCCCAGCCGCCCAUUUACACAGGUCGCAAUGGUGGAUCCAGUCUGGUUUCAAUGGAGAUUGGGAGUGCUUUACAUCACAAUGAAAGUGUAUAUGAUAAGGCAGUCCCUAAGAUGGAAGGAAUCCAUGUACAAACCGGGCCAAGACCUGUGGAGGGACAAAAGCCUGGUCAGGAGACCAAUGAAGUGUACGAGACAGCUGUCAUUGACUGUGAGCAGGAUGCUGAAACACCAGUCCAGUUUACAGAGGGAAACUGCAGCUGGCCCAGCGCAGUGGGAUCCCCUGAUGUUGCACCAGUAAACCGACCUGCAGAGGACCUGGUCAACUCUGAAAACCUCAUCUGGAGGGUACUGUUGGGAGAACGAGAUGGCUCAGAUGGUGUUCUUGUCAACAUCUCAACGAAUCAGCUUCUUACUCAUCGGGAUGGCUUGUCCUCUGAAGCAGGGCCAUUGGAAUUAGACUACAGCAGUUUUGAACAAGCCAGCCUUAAUGGCACACUGCUUGAGUUCACCUUGGGCCAUCGCCGAAAUGACACAGGGGACUUCAUUUCCCCAAACAGAACUUUUAUUACCAGUUUACGGAACAGCAAUCGCAACAAUCGCACCAGAAAUAACCACAGAUUCCUUCAGAAGAACAAACUAAGCCCUGCUGACAUGUACCGGUGGAAACUAUCUUCUCAAGAACCAUGCAGCAUGACAUGCUCAAUAGGAGUGUCGAAAUCAUUUGCAAUGUGUGUGCGGUAUGAUGGCAUUGAGGUGGAUGAUGUAUAUUGUGAUGCUUUGACUCGACCAGAGCCUGUUCAUGAUUUCUGCAUUGGUAGAGAAUGCCAGCCCAGAUGGGAGGCAAGCAGCUGGAGUGAGUGCUCUCGGACCUGUGGAGAAGGAUUCCAGUUCCGUCUGGUGCGCUGCUGGAAGAUUCUAGCUCCUGGACUGGACAGCUCCGUGUACAGUGACCUCUGUACAGAGGCUCAGUUAGAGCGCCCCCAAGAGCGCCGGGCCUGCAAAAGCCCCACCUGUGGCCCUCAAUGGGAAGUAGCUGAGUGGUCUGAGUGUCCAGCUAAAUGCGGCCGCAGAAGCUUGGUUACUCGGGAAGUCAGGUGCUCAGAUGAGACCCACACAUGUGAUGAGGCAACUCGCCCACCGUCUACCAAAAACUGCACAGGCCCUCCAUGUGAGCGCCAAUGGACAAUGUCUGAGUGGGGACCGUGCUCAGGCAUCUGUGGGCAUGGAAAAACAGUGCGGCACGUGUACUGCAAAACCCCAGAGGGCCGUGUGGUACCCGAGUCUCAGUGUUCACCUGAGAACAAACCUCUUGCCGUUCACCCCUGUGGAGAUAAUGAAUGUCCUCCACACUGGCUGGCCCAAGACUGGGAGAGGUGCAACACAACAUGUGGGCGUGGAGUGAAGAGAAGAACUGUGCUGUGUGUGGGCAUCACGGGGGGUAAGGUCCAAAUUCAUGAGGAUGAAGGAUGUGACAGCAGCAAGAAACCAGCAGAUGAUGACACCUGCUUUGAGAGGCCUUGUUUCAAGUGGUACACAACACCUUGGUCUGAGUGCACCAAGACUUGUGGUGUCGGUGUGCGAAUGAGAGACGUGAAGUGUUACCAGGGAAGAGAGCUUGUUCGUGGAUGCGACUCUUUGACCAAACCCGUUAACAAGCAGACCUGUGCACUCCAGCCAUGCCCCACAGAACCACCAGAUGAAAAUUGCCAGGAUCGUCCAACCACCAACUGCUCACUAGCUCUGAGGGUCAAUCUGUGCAGUCACUGGUAUUACAGCAAGGCCUGUUGCCAUUCUUGCCGCAAUCUCCGAGCUUCCUAGUCCUAAGCCAACAAAGAUAGAGCUGAGAAUUUUUCAUAAACACAGCCUGAAAUAAGAGCACUCCAUAAAAGUAAAAGCACACAUCCAGGAGUUUGAGCCUGGCAGAGUUCAGGCAAAGUUUCCACCUGUUCAUGACAUUCAUAUUGUUCCUGGUCAUGGAUUGGUGCAAAGAAGAGCACAGAAUGUUUCUAUCAGUAUUUGUUUUUAUCUUAAGCUAGCUACAGUCAGUAUUACAAAAAUGAUACCUAUUUUAUGACAAUGUCCUGUGAUUUUGGAAUGCAUGAAGAAAAUAUUAAAUUAUUUGGGUAUUGCUCAGAGGAUUAUAUUGCAUGUCAUAAAAGUAUUUAUAAUUCAUCAGAUUUAUUUGGACAUUUAUUAUCUGGCAGUGGUAGAGGUCAAUACUGAAUGUUACCUCUGGCUGAGAAGCCUGAUUUAGUACUGUACAUCCACUGCUGGCUCCUAAACUUUUCUGUUUACUUUUAUCCUGUUAAACUAUUUCUAAACCUAUGCUUAUGUUAAUUUAUUUGUAAGAGCAGGUGUUCUACUAUCUCAUGUUUUCUUCCCAUUCUGUCUGUAUCCAAUUCAAUAGUUUUUGUGUCAUUAAUUUUGAUUGAUGAUUGAUUCAGCAAAAUGUAAAAUGUGAGAAGAACACCUGAGAGCUUGACAUAACUUGACGAGUCAUUUCUUCCUUGUCAUUGCGUGAGUCCUGACACUUGAAACAUGCUAUAAUUAAAAAUGUAUCCAGUUCAUAUAUUGCU
Xyrauchen texanus (razorback sucker) is the source of this 3743-nucleotide messenger RNA. RefSeq names its product ADAMTS-like protein 2. NCBI's taxonomy places the organism in Eukaryota, Metazoa, Chordata, Actinopteri, Cypriniformes, Catostomidae. Gene Ontology annotation, cellular component: extracellular matrix. The transcript has 19 exons. The record is from RefSeq and is a predicted model, not a curated record. Bases 121 to 2985 code for a protein of 954 amino acids. Gene Ontology annotation, biological process: extracellular matrix organization.